Molecule: messenger RNA, 972 nt
Organism: Orycteropus afer afer
Lineage: Eukaryota; Metazoa; Chordata; Mammalia; Tubulidentata; Orycteropodidae
Source: RefSeq, a predicted model, not a curated record
AUGGGGGACAAGGAAGUUCAAGGGCCUUAUGGCUACCUAUCCAGUACAGCCACAAAGAAGCAGGAGAUCUCAGAGGUGAAAGCAGGUCCUAGAGGCCAGGCCUGGAGCGCUGGUUCAACAGAUGAGAACCUCUUGCCCCUGACAGCCAGGCAGCUGGCAGCCUUCCAAGAUGUCUUCAAACUGCUCAGCUCCAGCCCUGCAGGCACUGUGGACAUGCGCAGCAUAAGAGUUACCCUGAGCAACGUGGGCAUCCUGCUGAGCCCACAGGAGAUUUGUGAGGCUCUUCGCCAGGCAGAUUUGGACGGUGAUGGCACCGUGAGCUUCAAGGAUUUCCUGGGUGUCCUCACUGACAACUACCGCUUCGCACAGUGCCUAGGCUGGGUGAAGAACAGCCACAUCUAUGACCCCCAGGGCCUGCAGACCCUGUUUUUUGAGAUAUUGCUCAAGCUGCUGAGCCAGGGCUCUGUGCCCUCCCAGUCGGUCCAGGAGUUGAUGAGCUACUAUUCCAAGAAGCAGCGGGCUCUGAGGCAGAACCCAGGCUGGAAGGAGCAGUCCCGCGGCCACAGCCGAGCCCCGCAUUCCCACAGGGGCCUCGCCUUCUUCUGCCAGGCUGCGCGCAUCAGCGGCCUCUCCAACGCCCAGCUCGCCCGCUCGCUGCACAGACUGCACAAAGCGGCUUCGCGAAGCCCCUACUCGCGGAUACCGAACCUGGACCUGCAGACGCGACCAGAACGCUGGACAAAGAGCCAAGCGCCCGGCCCGGAGGUCCGACUACCCAAGCUCUACCAGCCCAGCCGCCCUAAGUGCCGAGCCAACCAGGGGCCGCUCAGCCUAAAGUUCGCAGACGAGGUCCUGGAGCGUAUGCGCCCCUUGAAGUUGCCUCCCUCUCCACCAACUCUAGUGCAGAAUCAGCCCUCCUCACCUCUGCCGGCCUGUGUGCAGAAACCUGCCGUGAAGAGCUUGUUCAAAUAA